This is a messenger RNA of Effrenium voratum, 998 nucleotides long. NCBI's taxonomy places the organism in Eukaryota, Dinophyceae, Suessiales, Symbiodiniaceae. The record is from the annotation of a GenBank genome assembly.
AGAUUGCUAAACAAAUUGUCUGCUUUUGGCGCCUUGGGCAGCGCUAGCUGCCAUGGCGACAGCUGUGAAGUUGAAUGUCUAUUACCAGCACCCUGUGUCCUACGACGAGAAGGGCAGGCUGCAGCAGCUGCCAAGCACGAUGCCACGGUGGCUGUCACACUGGACCAAAGACGUGGUCGGCGUGUACCACGUGGGAGUUGAGGUUCAUGGGAAAGAAUACUGUUAUGGGAUCUUCAACAAGAAGAAGGGCCGCAGUAUCGGAGGCCCUGACAGUGGCGUCUUCUGCCACCAGCCCCGCGACCCUGGCUGGGGAAACCAAUGGAAGUGCGAAGAGGUUCUGGGCAGCACCAGAUGCACUCCCCAGAAAGUGCUGGCCAUCGCCUUCAAGCUUGGCAAGACCAGGUUCGGCAGCCGGGCCUACAGCCGCACCGGCAACAACUGCGUGGACUUCGCCUCGGAGUUCCUACGGGAGCUUGGCGCGGAGGAAGUGCCGAGCUGGUGCCAGCGUGGCCUCCUCUUCUAUCGGGGAGCUGCCGGCGCCGUGGGAGCCGUGCAAGCCCUCUUCGGCACGGAGGAGGACGGAUCGGAGCCAGAUGCGACAGAGGAGAUUGGCAAACCCAGCCCGGGAGACCGGGCCAAAGUGCUGAAUGUUCCCAUGAUGAUCCCUGUCUACGCACCCCGGGUGAGCACGUCAUACGUGCCGCACAUGCCGGCGUACGCGUGCGCUUCCAACCAGCCAUAUCACUUUGCGCGCCAUGAGGCCUAUACACCUGUUUGGCGGGGCGCAACACCAGCGCUCCCGACCUUGCUGCAGACUCAAGGUUUCCCCCAAGCCUACGCAGUGCAGUCGAUGUCACUGUGAGGUGAUCUUUUUGCAAACCACUCCUUGAACCGAAAGGCGUCCAACACGGACGGCUUGAAGUUUGGGGAGGAGGUUCCGAGGAUUUGCCACAGGAGCAGUCCUCUUGGAAUUCGAGCUAAAUGACCUCCGCUGAACA